AUGAAUGAAGUAGAUGAAAAGAUAAACGAAGAAAUAAAGAAAAGGGAAAAAGUUUUUAAAUCGAGUCCAUGGAGAAGUAAAAAUAAGCUCAUGAAUUAUGGUGAAAGGAUGAAGUGGGGAUUUGAUAAAGUUAGGGAUAAGUUAGAAGAAAAAGAAAGGGAUUCAUUCGAUUUGAAAGGAAAUAAAAAAUAUUAUAUGAAAACAAUAGGGACAAAAGGAACUUAUAUUAUAGAUUAUUUCAUUUCUGAUGUGUUCGUGUGGUUGUUAGUUGUUGAGAUGAACACUAGAAGAACUUAUGCCAUAUUGAGUUCAUUAAUUACUAAAAUUAAUGGUGAAUGGAAAGCACCAAAAGAAACGAAGGAGAAUAUGACAGCGUUAAAUACAAUUCAGUCACUAAAUUCAUUAAUAAUAAAUGGUGUAAACAUUAAGCAUUUAGUCUGUGACCAAGAGCCAGCGUUUACCGGUAAUGAUUUAGCAUAUUGGUGUAUAGAAAACGGAAUAACUUUGAGGGUUUACGUUAAAAAUAAAGUUUCAAAUUUUGUAAAUACCAACGAAGAAUCAAGAGGGAACCAUUCAACGCUAUCAAUUUUAGAUAGAAUCUGCCUGACAUUACGAACUAUGAACUAUAACGCAGGAUAUGGGACUAUCAUUUAUCCUGAAGUUAUGGAAUAUUUAGUAGAUGAAUACAAUAACUCACCCAACACAACGUUUAGUAAAUUUUUCAAACAUCCUGUAUCACCAAACAUGACGGAUGAAAUGGAGCGUGAAUUUUGUUUAUAUUGUGCCAAAAUGAAUUUCAUAACUCAUGAAGAACCUAACUUUGAUGUAAUCGGUCAAAGAGUGAGAAUUUAUAAUGAAGCGUCCAGUAUGGAUAAACUGAAAAAUAAACUAUUGGAGGGAAUUUUUAAAGUUAAUGGAAAAGAAGGUGGUUUGUUCGUUUGUGAAUCAUUAAUGACAGGUGAUGUUGUUAAAGUUCCUCGUUGGAUGUUAAAAGUUGUUGUUUAA
Messenger RNA from Trichomonas vaginalis G3, 1005 nucleotides. RefSeq lists its product as uncharacterized. The coding region runs from base 1 to 1005 and encodes 334 amino acids. Lineage: Eukaryota; Parabasalia; Trichomonadida; Trichomonadidae. The record is from RefSeq and is a predicted model, not a curated record. The transcript has a single exon.